CCGAGUCCUUGGUCCUGGUUCUGAAGCCUGCAAACUGCUUCUGGAGGCCCGGCGCCAGCUCUGGCCUUCUGCUCUGCCGCUGACCAUCACGCGACCACGGUGGCUUUCUUCUUCUUCAGUCAUAAAAUAAGAGCCGAGGGACCCGCUGGCCCUGGAGCAGGGGUGUUGGAAAGAGGCCUGUGACAACUGUCCCGGGCAGAGUCGAUGGUGCCUUUUUUGGGGUGAGCGGCCAGCCGACCCCCAGGUACCCGUGUCCCUGUGACAGACGGUCAAGGCCCAGGCCACUCAGACCGACUCCGCAUUAUGGAGCCUCAGGGCGAGAAGCCGGUGGAGGCCGACGGGGUGAGCAUCACGCCCCAGCUGCUCAAGUCGCACUCGGGCGAGUUCGCGCUGGAGUCCAUCUUGCUGCUGAAGCUGCGGGGCUUGGGGCUGGUGGAGCUGGGCUGCCUGGGGGAGUGCCUGGGCCUCGAGUGGCUGGACCUGUCAGGCAACGCGCUCACCCAGCUGGGCCCGCUGGCCUCCCUGCGCCAGCUGGCUGUGCUCAAUGUCGCCAACAAUCGGCUGACGGGGCUGGAGCCGCUGGCCGCCUGUGAGAACCUGCAGAGUCUCAAUGCCGCGGGCAACCUGCUGGCCACCCCUGGCCAGCUGCAGUGCCUGGCCGGGCUGCGGGGCCUGGAGUACCUGCGGCUCCGGGACCCUUUGGCCCGGCUCAGCAACCCGCUCUGUGCCAGCCCCUCCUACUGGGCGGCAGUCCGAGAGCUGCUGCCCGGCCUGAAGGUCGUUGACGGUGAGCGUGUGACUGGGCGCGGCAGUGAGUUCUACCAGCUGUGCCGGGACCUGGACAGCUCCUCGCGGCCCAGCUCCAGCCCGGACCCCGGCGCCGCUGAGGCCCAGCCCUGGGUGGGGCCCGGGUACUGGGAGCUCUGGCCCACCCGGAGCAGCUCCAUCGUGGAGGAGGCCUGCCGGCAGUUCCAGCACACUCUGCAGGAGUGCCACGACCUGGACCAACAGGCCGGCGACAGCCUGGCUCAAGCCCAGCAGACGCUCGGCCCUGCGGGCUCCACCUCAUCCUUCAUCUUCUGAAGAUGCCUCUUGGCCUGGGACAGCCUGGCCUGAGGACGUAGGGUCAGCACAGCGUGGCCUCGCUGCCCACUCCUCCCUCCUGCCUCUGCACGUGUCUCUGGGGUUCACCCUGGUCACUGCCCCGCAGACUGGGCCGGUCACUCAUCCCUGUGCCCGAGAGCAGCGCCCCUCCCUCCCAGUCUACCGCAAGGAACAUUCUGUACCUUCGCUCAACAUUCUUCGGGAAGCACCUCCCCAGGGGCCUCUAGCAGAUGUAAGGGCCCUCCGUGAGCAGCUGGCACCUGUCCUGUCACCUGUGCUGCGUGCCUGGGGAGGAGGCCCGGCCCCACGUCCACAGCUGCUGCCACUCCUGGCUGCUCUGGCCUGAGACUUAGUGAAAGGAAGCUGCUGCUUCCCAAGGUCAAAGGUAGAGGUCAGGGAUGGCAUGUGUCCCAUCCCAGGGGUCCUGGAAGAGGGCGUGGGCAGAGCAUAAAGCAUGGGAGCUGCAUUCACGCACCUGCCAAACCCACCUGUCCGGGUGACACUCAGCCGUGGCCCCCCUGGUCCUGUCUCCCUGGAGCCUUUGCUGCCCAUCUCACCCAUGCUGAUCCCUAUUAAACGUCUCUGUUCUAAUGUG
Molecule: messenger RNA, 1699 nt
Organism: Pteropus alecto (black flying fox)
Lineage: Eukaryota; Metazoa; Chordata; Mammalia; Chiroptera; Pteropodidae
Gene: LRRC61
Product: leucine rich repeat containing 61
Exons: 2
Coding region: 304-1083 (259 amino acids)
Biological process (GO): outer dynein arm assembly
Cellular component (GO): cytoplasm
Molecular function (GO): protein binding
Source: RefSeq, a predicted model, not a curated record